CAAGCGCCAAAAUCUUGAAGCGGCAAACAAACACACACACACACACACACACACACACACACACACACACACACACACGCAGAUACGAGCCGAGCCGCCAGACACACACCACCACUGCCGCCAUCUCUCUGUCUCUGCGACUCACUGCACCACGACACCGCAGACAAGAACACCGGAGGAAGAAAGGUCGCUGGGGCCUUGUCUGAGAGAGCAUACUGUGCGUGAGGAGGACAGACAAGGGAAACACUACAGCCAGCAUUCAUCAUGGCUGAGGAGACAGCGAACAUGGACGCCCUCGACAUGGCCGAGAAGGGCCUGCUCAACCUCGAUGAGCUGGAUGAGGGACGCACGCGCAGCAGUCGACGUGACAAGCUCAAACAAAAGCGCGAUGCCACCCGUGCCGCCUUCAAGAUGGACAGGAACGCGCUGCUUGAUGAUGGCGACGACGAUCUGUACGACGAGGUCGACGACGACGCCUACGAGCAGCACCGGCGCCAGCAACUGCAGCACGCCGACUUCAUUGUCGACGACGGCGACGGCGACUACGGCGGCUACUAUGAUGAUGGCCGGGACAUCAUGGAAGACGAUGACGAGGUCUUCAACGCGCAGUACAGCAACGCCGCCCGCAAAGCGCGUCGCGGGCCCCGUGGCCCUACGGGUCCGCGCAAGAAGAAGGCGCCGAAGAAGGCAUCGCGGGCCGCCAACCUCUUCAGCAGCGGCAAGGGCGCACGCCUCGGCGCCGCCGUCGUCAAGAUGAGCCACGCGACACGGCCGCUUGGCGAGGACAAACUGCUGGCCGAAGUCAUGGGCGAGACGGGCAUGGAUGGCGAUGGCGAGGAUGACGAUGUGCUGCAGAUGCUCAAGGCCAGACGCAACGCAAAGAAGAACAAGUCACUGGCGCACAUUGCACUGCAUGGAAGCGUGGACGCGGCCCACGAUGUGUUCAUGAAAGGUGAACUGCCACACGACGACGAAGAUGACGACAACGACGAUGGUGCUGAUACCAAAAAGCGCUCCAAGCGUUCUGCCGCUGCAAAGACUACGCCUGCUGCUGCUGGUGGCAAGCCUGCGCCAAAGUCGCUCGAAGCCAUGGGAGAACCCCCACUGGACAUUGAUGACAUGAACGACAACAACGACGACGACGAUGAUGAUGAUGGUGUUGGUGGUGGCGGCGGAAUGGAUGCUGAGCCAAUGGAGUCACCUGAAGGACGCGCCAGCACACAGGAGUGGUCGUCAGCCACAACACCGUCGCCUUCGAAGAAGAACAGCAGCGCUGGUGCAGCGAAGCAGCCCGCACUCGCUGUUGUCGACAUCAACAUGGACGAGGAUGGCGAUGACGAUGAUGAUGAUGAUGAUGGUGAUGAUGAUGUGAUGCAGGACCAGGCUGCCAACUCAACGAAACCGAAAUCAAAAGGUGGGGACUACCUCAAGGUGUCGAAACCGAUGGAGAUUGAAGAGGAGGCAACCAAGCCGGCGUGGUCCUCAACGCCCGUCGACACACACAAGGACGUGAAGCUUGACCUGAAGGCGCCGCCACUCGACGACUAUGAGGGCGAGCAGGUGCUCCACUUCUACUGGCUCGACGCGUACGAGCUCCCCUUUGACAACAAGUCGGGUGCCGUGUACCUCUUUGGAAAAGUGUUUGUGGAGAGCGUAUCGGAGUACGUCAGCUGCUGCGUCACCGUGCGCGGGCUCGAGCGCAACUUGUUUGUUCUUCCGCGCGAAUUCAAAGUGGAUGCGCAGGGCAACGACACGACGGAGAAGGUCGAGAUGGGGGAUGUGUUUGAGGAGGUUGAUACGCUGCUCUCUCGUCGCGGUAUCUCCACGCGUCUCGCCAAACCUGUCGAGCGCAAUUACGCUUUUGAGGAGAAGGGCGUGCCGGCCAACGCCGAGUUUCUCAAGAUCAAGUACCCAGCAAGGCUCGGCUCAUCUCUGGUUGCUCACAUGCACAAUAACGUGCACACAACCACUCACACGCGCGCACCCUCACACGCGCCCGCUCACACACAUGCACGUGUACCCGCGCACACUCUUCCUGUUGCACACACGCGUGUUGAGAUUGACGAUCCAAAGCUGGUGUCAAAAGUCCAGGAUCCGCCAGAGGCACCGCCGCUCACUGUUCUCUCGCUCAGCAUGCAGACCCGCCACGACCGCAAGACGCACCAGAACGAGAUUCUGUCGCUUGUUGGGCUGGUGUGCUCCAAUGUGCAGCUGGAUGGCAAGACGGAGAACAUUGACAAGAACUUGAGUCAUUUCUCGCUCAUCCGCAAGCUCCAGGACCAGCCGUUUCCCUUUGACUUUGAGCCGACGAUUAUGCAGAAGAAGCGCGGCACGAAGCGGUUUCCAAACGAGCGUGCGCUGCUCAGUUUCUUCCUCACCCGCGUGUUCAACACCGACCCCGACGUGAUUGUUGGCCACAACCUCUUUGGCAUGGGCCUCGAUGUGCUCAUGCAUCGCCUCAAGCAGCACAACAUUCCCCAGUGGAGCCGCAUUGGGCGCCUCAAACGCAAACGCAUGCCAAACCUGCAGGCUGGCCUCGGCCACCGCAAGAAUCUCGCUGCCACCCGCGAUGCGCUGAGCGGGCGGCUGCUGCUCGAUGUGCAGCACAGCAGCCGCGAGCUCAUCCGGCAGGUCAGCUACGGGCUCACAGACCUUGUGCACAACCAGCUUGGCAUGAAACGCACUGAGAUUGAGCAAGAGCAGAUACCGCGCAUGUACGGCAACACGGCCGACCUCAUUCAGCUCGUCGACCACACGGAGCGCGACGCAUACUACAGUCUCCAGCUCAUGUUCAAGCUGCAGAUCCUGCCCCUCAUGAAGCAAAUCACAAACAUCACGGGUGGACUCAUGUCUCGAACACUCACACGCGGUCGCUCUGACCGAAACGAGUUUCUGCUGUGCCACGAGUUCCAUCGCCGCAAAUACAUUGUGCCCGAUGUGCCGGAGCGAAACAGCGGCAAGAACAAGAAGGACAGCGAUGAUGGCGGUGAUGGGAAAGAGAGCGCAAGCAGCCGCCGCAAACCGAAAUACGCCGGUGGCCUCGUCCUGGAGCCAAAGAGGGGCUUCUACGACAACUAUAUUCUGCUGCUCGACUUCAACUCGCUGUAUCCGAGCAUCAUCCAGGAGUACAACCUCUGUUUCACGACAGUCAAGCGCGAUCACCUCUCCGACGACAUGGAGGACUCCUUCGCAGAGAUUCCGGACGAAACGGCCGACAAGGGCAUUUUGCCUCGCAUUCUGAAGACCCUGAUUGCAAAGCGUAAACAGGUGAAAGCGCUGAUCAAGGCAGAGACAAAUCCCGCGCGCUUGGCGGAAUACGACAUUCGCCAGAAGGCUUUGAAGUUGACCGCCAACAGCAUGUACGGCUGUCUCGGUUUCGUCGGAUCAAGGUUCUAUGCGAAGCCAAUUGCGGAGCUGAUCACAACAAAGGGGCGUGAAAUCCUGCAGAACACCGUGGAUCUUGCCCAGAACAAGAUGAACCUUGAUGUCAUCUAUGGUGACACAGAUUCCAUCAUGAUCAACACGCGCUCGCGCGACUACAAGGAAACGAGGCAGAUUGGCCACAGGGUGAAGAAGGAGGUGAAUGCGCUGUACCGCGAGCUUGAGAUUGACAUUGACGGUGUGUACAAGACGAUGCUGCUGCUGAAGAAGAAGAAGUAUGCAGCUCUUACCAUCGUCGAGAACAAGGAUGGUACCUUCCGCACGGAACGCGAGACAAAAGGUCUCGAUAUUGUCCGUCGUGACUGGUGCGGUCUGGCACAUCGCAUCGGUAACAUCAUUCUCAACAAGAUUCUGACACAAGAGCAAGGACAGCGCGACAAACUUGUGGAGGAAUGCCAUGAGGAGCUGCACAAGGUCGGAGAGAGCGCGCGUGAGGGCACGAUCCCGCUUGAGGAAUACAUCAUCCACAAGUCGCUUACAAAAGACCCGAACCAGUACCCAGACGCAAAGAACCAACCGCACGUGCAGGUUGCACUGCGCAUGCGCGCCAACGGCAAGAGCAUUAAGCAGCACGACACCAUCCCUUACAUCAUCUGCAACGACGGAUCUGAGCUUCCUGCAACACAACGCGCGUACCACCCGGACGACGUGCGCAAGAAGGACAACUUGCAGGUGGAUGUUGACUACUAUCUCAAGUCACAAGUGCAUCCUGUUGUCAGCCGCAUGCUUGAACCAAUCGAGGGAACCGACAACGCACAGGUUGCCGAGUGUCUUGGUUUGGACGCGUCCUCCUUCCGCCGUCAAUACGAGGCAACGGAUUUGGACGAUGACAUGUCGUUCUCGCUGUCAACGCAAUUGACGGACGAGGAGCGCUUCAAGACGGCGUCACCGCUCACGGUCGUGUGCAGACAGUGCAACCACGAGUCCACGUUUGCUGGGGUGUUCCGGCUGUCGGAGCAAGGCGACGUGCGUCUUGGACUUCAGUGCGCCAACGCGGGCUGCACCGCCAUGUAUCCCGUCAACUAUCUCAAGAACAGGGUGUCUCUCGAGGCGCGCAAGGCAAUCCACGAAUACUACACGUGCAAACUCGUCUGCUCCGAGCCUGAGUGUCCGCGUCACACGCAGGGGACGCACCAGCUCUCUGUGAAUGGCGCCCGCUGUCUUGAGAAGCGCUGUCAGGGAACAAUGCGCAAACUCUACUCAGAACGCAUGCUCUACACGCAACUCUCCUUCUUUGCCCACCUCUUCAAUGUUCCACACGCCGUGCAGCAGCUUCCCGAGGAACUGCAGCGAAUUGGACAGCAAACGGCCGACCAGUACCGCUCGCAGUACCAAGACGCCUUUGUGCACGCCGAGGCACUGCUGAACAAGAGUGCGCGCCGGUUUGUGCAUUUGGGACAGCUCUUUGGCGCCAUUAAGCUCUCCUUCUGAUGGUGCAAUGACCAAACAACCAUACAUACACAGCUGUGGUGCACAUGUGUGUUCAAAGUAUCAUUGCUCUUCAUUUCAUGUCAGUAGUUGAUCUCUUUCUUUUGCUUCACCAUCUUCCCUGCCCAUUCCUUCAUGCUUCUUUUCUCUGGUAAUGAACCGAUUCGUGUCACGUGCAAAAGAAGAGCCAUAGCAUAGUCAACACCACCACCGC
Messenger RNA from Salpingoeca rosetta, 5083 nucleotides. RefSeq lists its product as uncharacterized. Gene Ontology annotation, molecular function: purine nucleotide binding; DNA replication origin binding; chromatin binding. The transcript is spliced from 36 exons. Gene Ontology annotation, biological process: mitotic DNA replication initiation; DNA replication; lagging strand elongation. Lineage: Eukaryota; Choanoflagellata; Craspedida; Salpingoecidae. The record is from RefSeq and is a predicted model, not a curated record. Bases 265 to 4872 code for a protein of 1535 amino acids. Gene Ontology annotation, cellular component: alpha DNA polymerase:primase complex.